AUGCAGAUUGUUUUUACCCCCCCAAAAACAGCAUUUUUACAUGAGCAUUCAACCAUGUUCAGGAAGGCCGAACUCCUGGGCACCGUCGACACAUUUAUGGACGAGUUCUUUUCUGCCUGGAUUGAACACUUCAAGGAGAUGGAAUACCUAACAGCGGGGUCCGAUAUUCAGAUAUAUAUACAACGCCGAAUGGUCAAGGUUCUACGUGAAAAAAUGAAGGAGAUACUCGUUGUCGACCCACCAAGUGAAUCGGCAUUGCUGGACGAACCCUCAUCCAUUACCAUCCGCAGGGCCUCCGAGUCCAACCACAUAAACCAAGGCCCCCAACGACAUGACCCUACUGCUGCUUAUUUCAAACGGGGCCUACUCCCUCGGCCCAGUGGUAGCAAACGGCGCCGAGAACUGCUUGAUGCAGCUGUCAUUAGGCCAAAGAUUCUUCCCCACCAACGUACUCCGGUGCUCCCACAUCUAACCAACACAUCGAUGGGCAAAGAAAAGAAAAAGCGUCGGAUCUACGUGCAUGAACCCGACACACGUACAUUCGUUGCAACAAGAGCAACUCAGACCCGCCUUCAACACACCUUCAUUGAAGCACCAGAUGCUACGGAAGAAGUCGCGCCGCCGCCACUGCCAAGCACUCCAAGUCUUGAGUUUGACCUCGGGCCUUCAAAUGAAGCUUUCACAGGUGGAGAUAUGGGAUCGGUGGUAGAUGAGGCUACUUUGCCAGACACCUCGGGGCUAGUCGUCAAGGCGAAGCCAAAAAGAUACCUUAAUACGAGGUGGACCGAUGAUUAUUUUGAAAAAUAUACACUGCGUGAACUUGGGCUGAGACUCCAGCUCGGUCAUCCUAGAACGGUUGGGUGCCCAAUGGUCAAGCGUGGCCACGUUGACUUCGUUGUCAUUCAUGACAACGGGAUCCACCUGCUGAACGUCGACUUCUGUGGAUGUCCCGAUGCGAUUGAACCAUACGAGCAGCUUCUGGAGGUCGGUUGGUGGCCGUCGUCUCCAUUAGAACCUCAAACUGCGACCACGUUCCAACUUUUAAGACUAUUCCAUAACCUCAACCUUCAAGGGUGCAUCCCUUCCACCAAUUUCUACCGUGCUCUUGAGCAGUUACAUAAUGGAGAUGGCCUAUUUCCGCCACCGGACCGCCUUCAGCAGUUCAUGCUCACGGUACGGGAGUGGCGACACAUUCGGAUGGCAAAGCGAGCUGGGCGCGGGAACGAUCCGACUGGUUUACACAAUACAGGCCAAGGGGAAUUAGCCGUACCCUGCAGAUCGUGUCCCCAUCCCGGAAUUAAUCUCCCUGAGGGAUGGGAGCAAGCGCCACCCGAUAUUCGUAGGUGGUUAUACGGCCUUCUGUUACAGGAGGAUGCGAACUUCAAGCAGAAGAAUCGUUUGCGCUCAACUGACAAUCGAGAUCCUGCCCUCGGCCCAGGUUGGGCCACAUUCGUCAGCGAGGAGCCGUACUUUGCACAUCUAUCCAGUUACGUUGACCAGGAGGAGAUCAAUCAUUGUGUUGGUUUUGCGGCUCUUUGGUCAGCGAAUACUCGACGAUCAAAGGGCCUUCGAGCGACUGGAAUCGGCUCAGCGCACAAAGAGAGCUGCCAUGCACCGUUUUCAUUGAACUAUACUAAAUGGGUCAGUCGAACUGACGGAGAAGGGGUGGAACGAAUGUGGUCGUGGCUGAACAAAGUUGCCCACUCAGUCUCCAUGAUGGGACCGGGAGGACGCCAGGACACACUCGACGACUUUUGCAACUUCUGGAAUUGGCGUAAAACGGUAAAUUUAGGGAAUUCUUUGUUGGGGAAAAUGACUCUUGCGAUCGCGCAAGCAGUUAUUCACCAUCAAGCAUUUAGCGCGUUUACCAGCGGUCUUCGGGAACACCAUCUGGACGAGCUGUGCCAAUGGGAGGGCCAGGUACGCGCAUGGGAGUCGGAUCAAUCCAAUCCAUGCCCCUUCGACAUUCCGCGGAACGAGUUGUGCAUGUCUGAUGUGAAGAAAGCGAUGGCGGAGGAAGAACACCGCGCUGUUGAGCGAGGAGGAACGGUGCUUGGUGACGCCAGCCCAAGCGCCUUUCUAAUAUCAGGACUUGACAUCGAAGAAAGCCAGCAGGAGCUUCUGGCUAUCUCGGCCAAAACUGAUCUCACAACAGUAGAGGCAACACAGCUCCAGACCAGCCGAACCAGCUUGCUCAAGCGCGUCAAGAAGUUCCGCGAUAUUCAAACUACAUACAUGCCUGGACUACAAGAUUAUCUCAAGUCGAUACCGAAUGUUAGUGCUACUGCGACUCCCGAAUCCAUCCUGUUAUAUCUGCCGUCCUUCUUUUCCGUCGAUCAGCGAGCCAGCAUAUGUCCGUCAGAACUUAGUCAUUUAGAAAACCGGCUUCGAUUUGCGCAAGCCACGGAGGCACUGACUAAACUCCGGCGUCAGUUACGAACACGAUCGUUCGCCCACAGUUACAAGACUCGAAAUGUUCACUCACAAGGUGCCUACACCCGGAGCCGUCUUCUUCAGAACCAAAUUGAAGUUCGGAUCAAGGCGAUUCGAGUGCAAUACAUGAUGGCGCGUGAAGCCUUGCUUUCGCUUCAAGGCCCUGGGGAUUGGGAAUCAUCCCUCCGUCCAUUGCUUCCUGAAGAUAUCCGCGGCAUCAAUGAGAGGACACUUACGGCGGAGGAACAAGAAGAAUACAAACGCACUCGAAUGCUGGCUGGAAUGUCACCGGAGUCGGUCCAGAGUGAAUUGAACGGUCAGGGCCUUGUGAGCGGAUCAGAAAACGUACCGACAAUGGCAUUCAAUCGCAGCCUUGCCCUUGGCGAAGGGAGGCGAACACUGUCAUGGAUUUGGUACACGGUUAGCGAUGAGGAACUCUCAGAUCCCGGCGAGGUUCAGGCCUGUCUUCGUGUCGAAUGGGUUAAAGCUCGUGCUCGAGCGGAGAGAUGGCGGGAGGAAGUCCUGUUACUUGAAGAAGAAAUGCGCCGCGCCAUCGCCUACUGCUGCUGGAAAGCUGAACAUUGGGAGAACGUAUCACACAUAAAAUUGUCAGACGACGCCUCGGUGCAAGAGGGGGGGAGAGCAUACGCACACCGUCAGGCCAACUAUGAACGACGCCGAGCUGCACAAUGGGAGAGCAAGUGGUGCGCCAUUCGUGAUCGCGCAUCGUUGGUCGUUACUUCGACGCUGAAUCAAACGGAGAAUAACAUCGUAGUCCCCCCUUUGGUGGUCGAGCUGGAUCUAGAGGACGAGGGUAGCGAGGAGGAGAACGAAGAUUUGUAA
This is a messenger RNA of Pleurotus ostreatus (oyster mushroom), 3276 nucleotides long. RefSeq lists its product as uncharacterized. Bases 1 to 3276 code for a protein of 1091 amino acids. The transcript is spliced from 12 exons. NCBI's taxonomy places the organism in Eukaryota, Fungi, Basidiomycota, Agaricomycetes, Agaricales, Pleurotaceae. The record is from RefSeq and is a predicted model, not a curated record.